This is a messenger RNA of Ziziphus jujuba (common jujube), 2141 nucleotides long. Its product is annotated as serine carboxypeptidase-like 50. Gene Ontology annotation, molecular function: serine-type carboxypeptidase activity. The record is from RefSeq and is a predicted model, not a curated record. Gene Ontology annotation, biological process: proteolysis. NCBI's taxonomy places the organism in Eukaryota, Viridiplantae, Streptophyta, Magnoliopsida, Rosales, Rhamnaceae.
ACUACGCGUUCAAAAAGACCCCCGCCUUCGGAGCUCAGUGUUCACUCUAAUGGAGUCGGUGAACUACAAUCUUUUCAACCUCCUUUACAUCUUGUUUUUGCUUCAUCAAAAACCAGUGUUACCAACUCCUGUCCUUCCUAAAGAAGCUCUUCCAACUAAAUCAGGAUACCUUCCAGUCAAUCAAAGCUCCGGUUCCGCUAUUUUCUACACCUUCUAUGAAGCCCAAAACCCCACUUUGGCAAUCUCCCAAACCCCACUUCUCCUUUGGCUCCAAGGUGGCCCUGGCUGCUCCUCCAUGAUCGGAAACUUCUUAGAGCUCGGACCCUGGCGUGUCAACUUCCACAAGAAGGACGAUGAACCCCUUUCUCUCGAGCCCAACUCCGGUUCUUGGAACCGGAUCUUCGGCCUUCUCUUCCUCGACAAUCCGAUAGGAACCGGAUUCAGUUUUGCCGAGAAAUCGGAAGAAAUCCCAAGAGACCAGAACUCAGUCGCCAAACAUCUAUUUGCUGCGAUCAUUGGGUUUUUCAAAUUAAACCCGUCGUUUAGAUCUCGGCCGCUUUAUAUAACCGGCGAGAGCUACGCCGGGAAAUAUAUUCCGGCGAUUGGGUACUAUAUUCUGAAAGUGAAUAGGAAGUUGAAAGAAUCCGUGAAGGUGAAUUUAGCGGGUAUUGCUAUUGGAAACGGGUUGACUGACCCGAUGACCCAAGAAGCAACUCAUGCUUCGACUGCUUACUUCUCUGGUUUUAUUAAUGAAAAGCAGAAAGAUGAAUUGGAGAAGCUCCAAGGGGAGGCAAUCAGGCUGACUGAAACGGGGAAUUGGAAUGAAGCAACGAAUGCAAGAACAGAGAUCAUGGAUUUAUUGCAAAACAUGACGGCUUUGGCUACCAUGUAUGAUUUUACAAAGAAAGCUGCUUACAAGGAUUACAUGGUCACUGAGCUUUUGCAGAUAGAAGAGGUAAAGAAGGCCUUAGGAGCAAAGGAAUCGGUCACGUUUGAGGCGUGUAGCAAAUUGGUAGGUGCCGCAUUGCAUGAUGAUUUAAUGAGAAGUGUGAAAUUUAUGGUGGAAUUGUUGGUGAAGAAGACCAAGGUUUUGCUGUACCAGGGUCAUUUGGAUUUGAGAAUUGGUGUUGUUUCUGCUUAGGCUUGGAUUAAGACAUUGAAUUGGGAAGGGAGCGAAAAGUUUCAAACUGCAGAGAGAAAAAUUUGGAAAGUGACUGGGGAACUUGCUGGGUAUGUUCAGAAAUGGAGGAGGUUUAGCCAUGUUGUGGUUUUAGGAGCUGGGCAUUUGGUUCCUGCCGAUCAGCCAUUGAACUCUCAAGCAAUGAUAGAAGAAUGGGUUUUGGAUGAAGGACUAUUUGGCAAUGCUCAAGAGGAAAGUUUACCAUCAAAUUUGAGAGCAAUAGUUUAAAAACUUCAAUUUCCAUAGUUCAAUAUGCAAUGCAUUUUAAAUUUAUGUUUCUUAUUACUUCAUCAGAAAAGUUUUUUUAAACCUUCCAUGAUGAAUGAUCUCUCAUGGCCAUUUCCUCUUGAUAAUAUGCUUCUGUUUAACAUUGUCACUGGAAAAUUUCCUGUUAACGUGUUUGUUUUCUCUGUUUGAUUUACUGUUCUUUGUAAUUAAUUCAUUUAUGUGUGAAUUAACAACGCAAAAGUUGAAUGGUAGCCAUUAAUUGCUUCAUUAGCACACCUUCUGCGGACAUGGAUCUCUCUGUUAAUCUUGAUAAUUUGCUGUUUGACAUUGGCCCUGGAAAUUUUCCUGUUAACAUGUUUGUUUCUCUGUUUGGUUUCCUGAUAUUUUUAAUUAAUUUAAUUCAUAAAUGUUUGAAUCAAAAACUCAAAGUCUUCAAUGAAUCGCUGCUACUAAUUGCUCCAUUAGUACACUUUCUACGGAUUUGGAUUUUUUUUUAAAUGAAAAAUCUGGAUCUUGCUAAUCUAGAAAGCAGGGGUAACUUUCCUUAAAGUUUUGAGAAUUUCCUGAACCCAGAAACGAGGAAAGAAAUAAACAAAACAUUAUUCAAACAAUUUGCUUCUGAUUUUUUGUUCAAAAAACCAAUUCUUAAGUCAGAACCAACGAAAAAAGUAAGCACCAAAGAUUAAACAAAAAGCAAAAGCAGAAAAAUGAGUUACCCAAAAAAAAAACAAAA